CGACCCCAUCUUUUUCCUGCGCUCCUUCACCCAGUUCUCAAACAUUGGUGGAGUACACAGGCGGCCCACUAGGACCCACUCACGCACCCCUCUGGGCCAAGUCCCCUGGGAGCAGCAGGACGGAGAGGCAGAGCCUGCCGUUGGUCAUGGAACAACCUGAAUGAAGGGGAGGUCCAGGACGGAGGGGAUUGGGCUUUGGGGAGUGGAGGAGGGGAGAGGCGGAGGGGCCGCUGUGGCUCCGGCUUGCUCUAGCCCAGCUCUCACCAGCCCGCUACAACCGGCGCCAGCUACCGGGCCUCAGAGAAGCCGGACUUCGUGGGCACCAUGGAGUGGCUAAGGGGCGGACCGGGAAUGCUGAUCACUGGAGAUUCCAUCGUUAGUGCUGAGGCAGUAUGGGAUCACGUCACCAUGGCCAACCGGGAGUUGGCAUUUAAGGCUGGCGACGUCAUCAAAGUCUUGGAUGCUUCAAACAAGGAUUGGUGGUGGGGCCAGAUCGACGAUGAGGAGGGAUGGUUUCCUGCCAGCUUUGUGAGGCUUUGGGUGAACCAGGAGGAUGGGGUGGAAGAGGGGCCCAGUGAUGUGCAGAAUGGGCACCUGGACCCCAACUCAGACUGCCUCUGUCUGGGCCGGCCACUACAGAACCGAGACCAGAUGCGCGCCAAUGUCAUCAACGAGAUCAUGAGCACUGAACGUCACUACAUCAAGCACCUCAAGGACAUUUGUGAGGGCUAUCUGAAGCAGUGCCGAAAGAGAAGGGACAUGUUCAGUGAUGAUCAACUGAAGGUAAUAUUUGGGAACAUUGAAGACAUCUACAGGUUUCAGAUGAGCUUUGUGAGAGAUCUGGAGAAACAAUACAACAAUGAUGACCCCCACCUCAGUGAGAUAGGACCCUGCUUCCUAGAGCAUCAAGAUGGAUUCUGGAUAUACUCAGAAUAUUGUAACAAUCACCUGGACGCCUGUAUGGAGCUCUCCAAGCUGAUGAAAGAUAGCCGUUACCAGCACUUCUUUGAGGCCUGUCGCCUUUUGCAGCAGAUGAUUGACAUUGCUAUUGAUGGUUUCCUUUUGACUCCAGUGCAGAAGAUCUGCAAGUACCCCUUACAGUUGGCUGAGCUCCUCAAGUAUACUGCCCAAGACCACAGUGACUACAGAUAUGUGGCAGCUGCUUUGGCUGUCAUGAGAAAUGUGACUCAGCAGAUCAAUGAACGCAAGCGACGUUUGGAGAAUAUCGACAAGAUUGCCCAGUGGCAAGCUUCUGUCCUAGAUUGGGAGGGUGAAGACAUCCUAGACAGGAGCUCGGAGCUGAUCUACACUGGGGAGAUGGCCUGGAUCUAUCAGCCCUAUGGCCGCAACCAGCAGCGUGUCUUCUUCCUGUUUGACCACCAGAUGGUCCUCUGUAAGAAGGACCUGAUUCGGAGAGAUAUUCUGUACUACAAAGGCCGCAUUGACAUGGAUAAAUAUGAGGUGGUUGACAUUGAAGAUGGCAGAGAUGAUGACUUUAACGUCAGCAUGAAGAAUGCCUUCAAGCUUCACAACAAGGAAACUGAGGAGAUACACCUGUUCUUUGCCAAGAAGGUAGAGGAGAAAAUACGCUGGCUUAGGGCUUUCAGAGAAGAGAGGAAGAUGGUACAGGAAGAUGAAAAAAUUGGUUUUGAAAUUUCUGAAAACCAGAAGAGGCAGGCUGCACUGACUGUGAGAAAAGUCCCUAAACAAAAAGGUGUCAACUCUGCCCGCUCAGUUCCUCCUUCAUACCCACCACCGCAAGACCCGUUAAACCAGGGCCAGUACCUGGUCCCCGAUGGCAUCGCUCAGUCACAGGUCUUUGAAUUCACCGAACCCAAACGCAGCCAGUCACCAUUUUGGCAAAACUUCAGCAAGUUAACUCCUUUCAAAAAAUAAUACCUAUAGGGAGGCAGAUAAUUUUAAAAUAAAGUAAAUAAAAUUA
Nycticebus coucang (slow loris) is the source of this 1942-nucleotide messenger RNA. It is a transcript of the gene ARHGEF9, whose product is annotated as Cdc42 guanine nucleotide exchange factor 9. NCBI's taxonomy places the organism in Eukaryota, Metazoa, Chordata, Mammalia, Primates, Lorisidae. The transcript is spliced from 10 exons. The record is from RefSeq and is a predicted model, not a curated record. Gene Ontology annotation, molecular function: protein binding; guanyl-nucleotide exchange factor activity. The coding region runs from base 325 to 1896 and encodes 523 amino acids.